Molecule: messenger RNA, 1269 nt
Organism: Auanema sp. JU1783
Lineage: Eukaryota; Metazoa; Nematoda; Chromadorea; Rhabditida; Rhabditidae
Source: the annotation of a GenBank genome assembly
AUGACCUCGAAAUUUCUAAAAUUUUUCCGAAAAAACUCUAGCAACAAAGAAAAUGAUCAUUCCACAGAGCUGGACCGCGAUAUGUCAUACCGCCACUCAACCAGAUCAUCCAAGCAGUCAUCUAGAGGCGAAAGAUCCACGCGGUUCAAUUGCCCUGAAGGGCUAUCACCCACAGCUCCUUAUCAUACAGUCACAGCACCAAAAUUGAAUAAAGGACCACAGAGCUGUCCUGGAGGAUACCGUGAUCGAGAUGACUACCGACACGAAGACAUGAACAGAUCAUUCGAAACAGAACUUCACCCUAGACGCGAUAGACGAGAUAAAUAUGAAUUCAGAGAUAAAUAUCGCAGAUCAGUUCGAGACACUUCAGAAUAUGGAAGCGGAGAUCCCUCUCCUAUUGGAAACUACGGAAGACAUUAUCCUACGAAUUUAAUAGGAGACUCCGAUACGGAGGAGUAUGAAUACAGUGCUAAAAUAGCGCAAAUGGAGGAGGCUUGUAAUCGCUUUAAGAGCAGGUUAAAACACUCCGAAGAAAGACAUUUUUAUUAUAAAGAUCAGUGUAAGCAGUUACUGCGAGCCAAAGAGGCCACAGAGAAGGCCUUCCUUAAUCAAAUAACAACCAUGAAUAAAGAUAAGCAGAAACUUAUUAAUAAAGUUCAACAACUAGAACAGCAAUUAAUGCAUCUUCGAAUGAGUCAAUCAAACACAUUCUGCCCUCCUACUAAUCAUUUCGCACCUCCAACUUUCUCAUAUGGACUAUCUAAUGGACAACAGUUAAGCAACAGACUCUCCAUGGGGCCACAACUUUCCGCACUUCAAAGUAAUACUCCUACCAGUAGCGCUCUGGCAGCGUCUUUUACUGGAGCAGGCAAGUAUUUGACAAGUUCUUUUCCCCUUGUCAGUUCAGCAGAAUCUUCAGGAGAAGCUCUUACUGAGGAAUCUGACCUUUCUUGCCUUCAACAAGUUAUUUUGGACUCCUCUUUCAGUAGUCGUCAAACGACAGAGGAAAUGGAUGAGACUAAAGAUUUUAGAGGUGAAUCGGGAAUGGAAACUCCCCGCACAGGCACAACUAGCACCAGUAGUAUGAUAGAUCGCAAUGCUACUCCCACAUUGAGAGAAGAGUGUCUUCCCCGGGAAAUCGAUGGCAGCCGAUCGACUGUUGUACCAGAAAAUGUGCAGGCUAUGAAGAUGGAAAGAGCUCCCAAGCUGAAGCGUUCAAUUAGUGACGGCGGAGCUUCAUGUGGCGAUUUGCGACUAUCGACAAUCUAG